UGCAAGACUGCUUCUACAAACAUUUGUGAAAUACUGUGCAAUAAGUCCAUCCGUGAAAUUUCCUUGCUACUAAAUAUUCCACGGUCAACUGUUAGUGGUAUUAUAACAAAAUGGAAGCAACUGGGAACAACAGCAACUCAGCCACGAAGUGGUAGGCCACGUAAAAUGACAGCAGAGUCAGCGCAUGCUGAAGCGCACAGUGUGCAGAAGUCACCAACUGUCUGCAGAAUCAAUGGCUAAAGACCUCCAAACUUCGUGUGACCUUCAGAUUAGCGCAACAACAGUGCAUAAAGAGCUUCAUAGAAUGGGUUUCCAUGGCUGAGCAGCUGCAUCCAAGCCUUACUUCACCAAGUGCAAUGCAAAGCAUCAGAUGCAGUGGCGUAAAGCACGCCGUCACUGGACUCUAG
Messenger RNA from Staurois parvus, 407 nucleotides. NCBI's taxonomy places the organism in Eukaryota, Metazoa, Chordata, Amphibia, Anura, Ranidae. The record is from the annotation of a GenBank genome assembly.